AUGAUCAGAGAGAAGAUGAAGGUUUCUCAGAGUCGUCAGAAGAGUUACCAUAACAAGAGAAGGAAAUCGCUUGAGUUUGAGAUUUCUGAGAAAGUAGAUGACGUGGCUUAUCAGAUUAUGUUACCGUCGUCACUUGCUAAUCUCCAUGAUGUGUUUCACAUGUCUCAAUUAAGGAGAUACAUUGCGGAUCCUUCGCAUGAUGUCCAAUUAGAUGAUGUUGAGGUUAGAGAUACUUUGAUCGUGGAGCCAUUACCUAUGUGGAUAAAAGAUAGAGAGCUGAAACAACUCCGUGGUAAAGAGAUCGCUUUGGUGAAAGUUGUUUGGGGAGGACCGGCUGGUGGAAAUGUGAUGUGGGAGCUUGAGAGUCAGAUGAGGGAUUCAUAUCCCGAGUUGUUUGCUUGA
Lathyrus oleraceus (garden pea) is the source of this 402-nucleotide messenger RNA. RefSeq lists its product as uncharacterized. The record is from RefSeq and is a predicted model, not a curated record. NCBI's taxonomy places the organism in Eukaryota, Viridiplantae, Streptophyta, Magnoliopsida, Fabales, Fabaceae. The transcript has 2 exons. Bases 1 to 402 code for a protein of 133 amino acids.